Molecule: messenger RNA, 1627 nt
Organism: Chilo suppressalis (striped riceborer)
Lineage: Eukaryota; Metazoa; Arthropoda; Insecta; Lepidoptera; Crambidae
Source: the annotation of a GenBank genome assembly
AUUUCUUCACAAUUUCACACACAUUGGUAUUUGGUAAAAGGGGAUUUCGUUGCGCUCAAAAAGAUCAUCUCAAAAGAACUAGUAACUAUUAAAUAAAUUACUGUAUCUUAAAAUACACAAUGUACUAUACUGUUAUAGGAUUAUUACUAUUUUAUACGGUUGGAUCGUAUGGCCUAUACGAUUCAUCCAGUGAUGUUAUUGAAUUGACGCCAAAUAAUUUUGAUAAGCUAGUUUUAAAUUCUGAUGAAGUAUGGAUUGUAGAAUUUUUUGCUCCAUGGUGUGGUCACUGCAAAAACCUGGUUCCUGAAUAUAAAAAGGCAGCUAGAGCGUUAAAGGGUAUUGUCAAAGUAGGAGCUGUAAAUGCAGAUGAUCACAAGAGUUUAUCACAAAAGUAUGGAGUUACUGGAUUCCCCACUAUUAAAAUAUUCACAGGCAGUAAACACACACCAUACCAGGGUCAGAGAAAUGCAGAAUCAUUUGUAGAUGCUGCUCUUAAAGCAGCCAAAGAAAAAGCUUAUGAAAAUCUUGGAAAGAAAGCUGGAGGUUCAUCAUCUUCAGACAAGUCCGAUGUGAUCACGUUGACGGACAGCAACUUCAAGGAGCUGGUGCUGGACAGCGAAGAUCUGUGGCUGGUGGAGUUCUAUGCACCUUGGUGCGGUCACUGCAAAAACUUGGAGCCUCACUGGGCAAAGGCAGCAACUGAACUUAAGGGCAAGGUGAAAGUAGGCGCUUUGGACGCGACUGUUCAUACCAUGAUGGCGUCCCGGUACCAAGUGCAGGGAUAUCCCACCAUCAAGAUGUUCCCGGCCGGCCGCAAGACGAGCGAUUCUGUGGAAGAUUACAAUGGCGGCCGCACUUCCAGCGAUAUCGUCACUUUUGCCUUGGAGAAGCUCGCUGAAAAUGUGCCAGCACCGGAAAUUAUUCAGGUAGUGGACGAAGAGAGCAUGAAGGCUUGCGCUGACAAACCCUUGUGCGUGGUAUCGGUAUUGCCUCACAUUCUGGACUGUGACGCCGCCUGUAGAAACGCUUAUAUCGCCGUACUAGCUAGACUCGGCGACAAAUACAAGAACAAGAUGUGGGGAUGGGUAUGGGCUGAGGCCGGUGCACAGCCAUCACUAGAAGAGGCCCUUGAACUAGGCGGAUUCGGGUAUCCGGCGAUGGCCGUCGUCAACGCCAAGAAACUAAAGUUCUCCACUCUCAGGGGGUCCUUCUCGGAGACCGGCAUCAACGAGUUCCUCAGAGACCUGUCGUUCGGUCGCGGGCAGACUGCCCCAGUGAAGGGCGCUCAAAUGCCUUCGGUGUCUAAAACAGAACCCUGGGACGGUAAAGACGGCGAAUUGCCGCCCGAGGAGGACAUUGACCUCUCGGACGUUGACCUCGAGAAGGACGAGCUGUAAAUCUUCCAAGUCUGAUCUAGCGUUAGCAAGAAUCAACUAAGUUACGGAAAACUUGUGUUUUUUACUUUUUGUGGAACGUGUUUUUAAUGUUCUUUUAUCGAGAGGUGUUAAAUGUGUCGCUAUGCACACUUGAAAUUCUGAAUUUUAUUCUGCCAUUAAAAUUCCAAAUGUAGCCUAAAACUGCCUACAAGUUUUAGUUUGUAAUCUAUAAUUAAUUUGUAUCUGCAGAC